This is a messenger RNA of Annulohypoxylon truncatum, 1925 nucleotides long. Its product is annotated as heterokaryon incompatibility protein-domain-containing protein. The record is from RefSeq and is a predicted model, not a curated record. The coding region runs from base 134 to 1771 and encodes 545 amino acids. NCBI's taxonomy places the organism in Eukaryota, Fungi, Ascomycota, Sordariomycetes, Xylariales, Hypoxylaceae. The transcript has a single exon.
CCUCAAUGUCGUGCCCUUCGACUUGCAACAGAAGUAUGAAGCACUAUCCUACGUGUGGGGGGAUCGAAAGAGCAAGAAGUCCAUCUGGCUCGACAAUCAUGUUCUCGAAGUUACCGAUAACCUGUGGCUAGCGAUGCGACGUCUCCGAAAGCCCUCGACCCCUCGCGUGCUAUGGAUCGACGCCAUAUGCAUCAACCAACGCGACAACGACGAGAAAUCCCACCAGGUCGGGAUGAUGGGAGACAUAUAUAAGGGCUGCACCGGCUGUAUCAUCUGGCUAGGAGAGAGUGCUGAAGAGCCCGGCGCAGGCGUGCAGUCCGUGGCCGCUGUCCGAGCUAUCGAAUUGCUGGGCCUGUUGGCUUCGGACAGGCACUUGCCUGAUCUCCCGUGCUUCAAGGCAGUUAAGGGUAAACGAACGGACAUCGUGAAGAAGUACGAAGACCAUUUCACGGCCCUGAGGCAGCUCCUGGAUCUCCCGUGGUGGAGGCGUAUUUGGGUUAUUCAGGAGCUGGUCUUGCCUAGUAAGGUCACCUUCCUCUACGCAUCUGAGGAGCUGCCUUACCAAGCUCUAGUGGGGGCGGUAGGAAUGCUCAACACCCAUGCCGCGACUUGUUGCAAGUCUCACCGCAUGUCGCUACGGGCACUAGGUUUCGAUCCCCUCGUAGUGAUCCAGGAACAGGUCGACCCGAUCGUCUCUACGCGGGAGAAAUGGGCCAAGCACGAAUCGACGACUCUCUCUCAACUGCGAAGACAGUUCUACACGUUCCAAGCCACGGAGAAGAGAGAUCUGUUUUACGGACUUCUCGGUCUCGUCACGGAUUGGGGUUCUGCCGGACCCCUCGUGCCUAACUACAGCAGCCCCCCGCGAGUAGCCAUCACCGAAGCCGUCUUCAAAUGCAUAUCGGAGCAAGCAGGGAUGGAGUUUCUUCUUGGUGAGAGGACGUUUCGUACCUCUGCGCCAAAGGAUACCCCAGAAAUGCCCUCAUGGAUUCCCGAUGCGUAUUUUUGCUCGCUGCCAUCGAAGGGGGCGAUCAUCGAGCAGCGAAGACUCAUCAUGUCAUCCUCCUUUUCCGCUUCGGGGCCCCACAGCCAAGAUCCCUCUGACUUAGCGCUUGGGCAGGAUGAGACUCUUCUCGCACAGUCUCUCAUGAUCGAUAAGGUCGCUAAAGUGGGAAGGGUAUGCGAAGCAGUGGAGAAAUGGGUCGAAACACCCGGCGUAUUUCGACAGUGGAUAGAGAUGGCUGGACUGGGACCCAAAAAUUGGCCGAAGAAGCCCCCUAAAGAAGGCACGCUUAGGGACGCCUUUUGGAGAACGAUCUUUAACAAUUGUGUCGAGGACGACGUGCCAGGCCUAUCAUACCGAACAGCUAGUGCGAAGGACUACUCCGAGUUGCGGAAGCUGUGGCACUGGCUUCGGAUGAUUGGACCUUUGCUUAGCAAUACAUCACAUGACGUGCUUCAGUCUAUGGCAUCGAAGACGGUGUACCAUAUUGUCGUUUGUCUGUGGCAGCGUCGACUAAUCAUCACCGAAGGUGGCAUGAUCGGAUUGGCACCCCGAGAUGCAGAUGUCGGUGACGAGAUCCACGUUCUCUUGGGUUCCCCGUCGCCGUUUUUCUUGAGACCAACUGGGGAACUUACCAAUGUUGAAGAUAAGCUCGAUCCUCUUCCCUCUUACACUGUUAUUGGGAAUGGAUAUGUCCAUGAUAUCAUGUUUGGGAAAGCAGUGAACGAUAAGACGCUGCGGAAUGUUAAAACCGUAGCAAUUUAUUAGAAGCUACAUCAAUCAUAUUCAUAAGAAAAGGGGCAAAGGAUACUGGAUCAUGGCUCGGAUAGCAUACGAGAUUCAGGUGUCAGUUAAAACGACUAGGUUAGUGAAAUAUCUUAGUACUUUUUAUUCUUUAUAUAACCGAAGAUGUCUUCGUUCC